UUUACACUCAAAAAUAAGUACUAAUUCGAUUGUCCUUGGAUACUUCAAUGCUAAUUGUUUAUCGCAGUCUUGUUUCAGAGGGACUUGCGUAGUUAAGGUUUUAAGUAUUAUCUAGUUGAAAUGGUGAAGUAUUUCGAAACUACGUCUGUGUUCCGUUUUAGUUGGGAUCAAGUUGCUCAAGGAUUCUGGAAACGUUAUCCAAAUCCUCACAGCAACCAUGUCUUGUCUGAAGACACCAUAUUUCGAGAAAUACGAGGAAACAAACUAUUUACCAAGCGCCUGCUCACCAAGACCAACAGGGUUCCAAAGUGGGGAGAGCAUUUCGUUAAUGCCCGCACUGUUAAGAUUGUUGAGGAGUCUAUCACAGAUCCAAAGGAGAAAGUUCUAAUUACAUAUACAAGGAAUAUUGGUUAUGUUAGAGUAAUGAGUAUUGUCGAGAAAGUUGUUUACACGGUAAGUAGAGAAAAUCCUAACUGGACAGUCGCCGAGCGAUCAGCCUGGAUUGAUUCGCAGGUCUUUGGUUUUGGGAGAGCCAUCCAGGCAUUUGGUCUUGAAAGAUUUCGUAAGAAUUGCCAGCAGAUGGUGGGAGGAUUUAACUAUGUCCUAACCACCAUGUUCCCCAACUCUACAACAACUCUGUCUCAUAUGACUUCUGACGAGGUGAUGACUUCAAAGAAGGAAACUUUGAAAGAUGCUGCAAAAAAAGCCACAGACCUCGCCAAAUCCAAAGCGGGACCAAUUUAUGCAUCCUGCCAACCGAACAAGACGUAAUUCCAUUUGUACAUUACUGCUGUAGUUUCAUAAGGCACUGGUGUUAGAAUUGGCAGAUUAUUAAAUUUGAAUUAAAUAACAAA
This is a messenger RNA of Zootermopsis nevadensis, 854 nucleotides long. It is a transcript of the gene prel, whose product is annotated as preli-like. The record is from RefSeq and is a predicted model, not a curated record. Lineage: Eukaryota; Metazoa; Arthropoda; Insecta; Blattodea; Termopsidae. Gene Ontology annotation, cellular component: mitochondrial intermembrane space.